This is a messenger RNA of Wyeomyia smithii (pitcher-plant mosquito), 3061 nucleotides long. RefSeq names its product choline transporter-like 1 (gene Ctl1). Lineage: Eukaryota; Metazoa; Arthropoda; Insecta; Diptera; Culicidae. Gene Ontology annotation, biological process: transmembrane transport. The transcript is spliced from 6 exons. Gene Ontology annotation, molecular function: transmembrane transporter activity. The record is from RefSeq and is a predicted model, not a curated record. Gene Ontology annotation, cellular component: membrane. The coding region runs from base 380 to 2446 and encodes 688 amino acids.
AUACCAUGAUGCUUCACAGAGUUCAUUUACUUCUGCUUGCAUCCGAAGCUUGCCGCUCCGCUACACGAAGCUGAAAACCGACGCCACCAAAACAACAAACACUGAAAUCCGAAUCACGGCAUUUUCAUUUCAUUUAGAGCAGCUAGAGAAGCGCUAGCAAGUUUAAUCCCUGAGCGCUGGCGGAUAUGAAGCACAGACUUCAAGCCAAAAACAAGAAAUUUCAACAACAACAACAAGUUUAAUCCCCGUCUCUCAUCUGGGAAAAGAUCGCGUCAUCUGCAUGGAAUUUUGUGCGAAAAAGUAAAGUUAAUUUUGUUAAGUGCCGGCGAGUGAAUUUCUUGAAAAAAGUUAGUGAUACAAUUCAUAAUCCGCGGCGGUGAUGGGGUGUUUCGAGAGUAAACCCAGCGACCAGCAUCAGCCUACAGCCGUUCGCGGUUGCACUGAUAUUUUCUGGCUCGUUCUCUACGUUUUGUUUUGGGUUGCGCUGAUAAUAAUCGCCGUGUUCUCGUUCGUGUAUGGCAACCCUCUGCGUAUCAUCAAUGGUUAUGACUCGUUUGGCAAUACGUGCGGUGUUGAAAGCAAUGAAAAAUUCUCCCAUUUCCCGCUUUCUGGCAUGAACACGCUCGACAAACCGUACGUUUUUUUCCUGGACAUCAAGGAGCUGCGCCAGUCGUUAAAAAUCUGUGUCAAGGAAUGCCCAAAAAGGGAAAUCACCAGUGCAGUAGAAUUGUUCCGCUACUAUGAAGAGAGAGGGGCGCAGUACUGUCGGUAUGAUUUUAACAUGAGCCUUCUGACAACGCAGGAAGCAUCCGGGCCGAAAUACUUUGCGUUUGCCGGACCCUGUCCAAAGUUCCCUGUUCACGAACAGACACCGGUUCUGCACCGUUGUAUUCCUACCGGUAAAAAUGCUUCUCUUCAUCAGAUAAAGGAUAUGUACGCACUGAUCAACUCCUGGGGUGCUGCUGAGCAAUUUUUUAGCGACCUGUAUAAAACCUGGCCAACCAUCGUGCUCAUCUGCGGUUUAAGCUUGAUUUUUUCUAUUAUCCUGAUAACGAUGCUACACUGGUUGACAUCGAUUAUUUCGUGGUUGAUCUGUAUCUUUGUCGCAGUUGCCAGUAUUGGAAUCACAGGAAUUCUUUGGUGGAGUUACUAUAAGUCGAAACACAACAUGGAUAUGGAUCCUAAAAUGUCUUACUUGGAAGAACUGGUGCGGAACGAGACUACUAUCUACGUGCUGGCUAUUUUGGCUACCUUCAUAAUGAUUAUUUUGUUGGUUAUUAUCUAUUAUUUGCGUGAGAAACUAAGUGGUUUGGCAGCUCUUUUCGAAGAGGCUGGCAAAUGCAUGAUUGAGCUACCGGGUUUAUCCGGUCCCCCGAUAUUUGCGUUCAUUGCGUUGGCGAUAUUUCUCACGUUCUGGAUGGUGGUAAUUGUUUGCUUAGCGACUGCCAACUAUCCGCACUCAAAACCGCUGCUGCCCUUUACACAGCUGAAGGACAAUCCGAACAAGACUGAGGCCACCGUGAAGCCCGACGUGGCUAUAAUCAAUAAUACGUACAAAUCUCUUGAGCUCGUCGAAUAUCCCGAGGCCGACUAUUUGCGUCACAUGCUGUGGAUCUAUAUUAUUGGCCUAGUUUGGACAACGGAGUUCAUCUUUGCAUGUCAACAGCUGGCGAUUGCGGGAGCCGUUGCAUACUGGUAUUUCCGUAAACCCACUGACACUCCUGUACUGCAGGCCAUCGCCAAACUUGUCAAGUACCACUUGGGAUCGGUUGCUAAAGGAUCGUUGAUCAUUACGCUGUUCAAAAUACCUCGCUUGAUACUAACCUACCUCUAUGCAAAAUUGAAACGACACCAGCAGGAAGGUUCCGAGUGUGCUAGUUGCUGUCUUAAGUGCUGUAUCUGCAGUUUCUGGUUGCUGGAGAAGUUCAUUCGUUAUCUCAACCAUAAUGCCUACACGGUGAUAGCGAUUGAAAGUGUCAAUUUUUGUCCUGCGGCCAAAAUCGCAUGGAAUGCGCUGGUUACAAACGCCCUUCAAGUUGCCACCAUUAACGGUAUUGGUGAUUUUGUGCUGUUCCUGGGUAAGCUCGCAGUAGCUGCCCUGUGCGGUUCAAUAAGUAUUCUCAUACUACGUGAUAAUCCGAAUGUGCACUUCUAUAUGGCCCCCGUUAUAAUUAUCACAAUAUUCUCUUUCUUCAUUGCUCACAUCAUUCUGUCGCUGUAUGAGAUGGUUGUUGACACCUUAUUUUUGUGUGUCUGUGAGGAUCGCACAAUCAACGGCAACGCAGGUCGCUGGAAGGAGAGUAAUUUGGCCCGCUUACUCGGAGAAUCACCGGAAACAGAUGCCGUGGAAGCUCCAAUGCAGGUAGUCGAAAUGACCGCCAUCACAAAGCAGCCGUUUUCUAUGCAAAGCUUACAAAUGACUGACAUCGAUAAUAACACGGCUUAAAGCGAUUUACCUCUACGCCAGCAGAAGAAUGGAGGCACAAAAAGACAACAUAUUUAUUUGUCGAUGUAGUAAGAGAGUUUUUAAGCAGUUUUUUCUACAAUCUCAAAAGUAGAUUCACUUAGCUAAUAAAGUGUUUUUAUAAGGCUCUACCAGCCAGCAUCUGUUUACAAGAUGGCAUUUUCACGAAGGGAAACAAAUCCAUCCAGGUUUUGUAAGAUAUAUUUUAUUUACAUCAUCGUACGCACACGAAUACUGACUCGCUAGUUUAUAUGCUCAAAAUUGACGAAAUACUAUAUUUAAUAUUUAUUCUACAUUUGCUGGAAUACUAUCAAAACUCAUGGUUAACUGAAAACAUUAUAUACUAAUUACCAUGUUAUCGUAUAAAACAGUUCGAAAUAUUCAAGGUAUUUAUCAUUUGUUGAAGGUCCUCCAUCGUUACAAACUAAAGCCAACAUGAAAUAUUUAUCCUCUCCUAUCCUCCUUAUCCUCCUUAUCUACAUAUUGAUGUUUGAUAAAUGCAAUUUCAGAUUAUAGAAACAAAUGUUGAGAUGAUAGUUUUACCGUAUGUAUAAAACAUAUAUCGCAAAUAAAAACAUACUUAUGCUUACGAUGUAA